Elephantulus edwardii (Cape elephant shrew) is the source of this 1050-nucleotide messenger RNA. RefSeq names its product U3 small nucleolar ribonucleoprotein protein MPP10-like. Gene Ontology annotation, cellular component: nucleus; Mpp10 complex; small-subunit processome. Lineage: Eukaryota; Metazoa; Chordata; Mammalia; Macroscelidea; Macroscelididae. The annotation marks the transcript as partial. Gene Ontology annotation, biological process: rRNA processing. The transcript has 2 exons. The record is from RefSeq and is a predicted model, not a curated record.
CAAGAUGGAUUGGCAUCAAACUUUGCCUCUUUAACAAAAGUACUGUAUGACUUUCAUAAAAUACUAGAAGAUGGCAGUAACUGUGGGAGUCCUUUAAAAAAACUAGUAAUCAACAAUUUUGAUGAUGAACAGAUUUGGCAACAACUGGAAUUGCAAAAUGAACCCGCUUUACAGUAUUUCCAGAAAGCAGUUAGCAAAACAAUUAAAGACAAUAAUAUCAGUCUUCUUCCGGAGACUGAAGAGCAGGCCUGUGAAGAGUACGGCUCAAAGAUGGAGUCUGAUGGGCAGGAGGACCCAGAACAAGACUCGAAGCAGCUAAGUGGUGAUGAUGUUAAACAACAUGAAAGUGUGGAACAUCUGAACAAAAUAGAUCUGUACAAAAGCCCAGAUUUCACUGAUGAGGAUUCGGACUUUGAUUUUUCUAUCAACAAGUUGGAACAGCAGAGCCAGAAACAAAACAAAGUCUCUAGGAAACAAAAAGAAAAAUCAAUAGUAGAUGAUACAUUUUUUAAAUUAUCUGAAAUGGAGACCUUUUUGGAGAGCAUGGAAAAAGAAGAAGAGAAAAAAGAUGACGAAGAAGAUAUUGAUUUUUUUGAAGAUGUUGAUUCUGAUGAAGAUGAGGGAGGACUAUUUGGAAGUGAAAAACUUAAGUUAGACAAAAGUUCUAGAGACUUGAAAUACAAAGAUUUCUUUGAUCCAGUUGAAAGUGAUGAAGACUUAGCAAGUGGUCAUGAUGAACUGGGUUCAAAUGAAGAAAAAAUAGCUGAAGAAGAAGAAAGCAUUUUUGAAAUGGAUGAAGAUAGUGACAUUGAGGAAAGUGAAGAUAGUAAACAUUAUAAAGAAGGUUUGAAAAGAGUGACGUUUGCUUUGCCAGAUGAUGAAGAAAUUGAAGAUAGAAAUAUUUUAAAUAUAAAGAAAGAUUGUGAUGAAAUGAAAUCGUCUUUUGAAAAAAGACAGGAAAAGAUGAAUGAAAAAAUAGCAUCUUUGGAAAAAGAACUAUUGGGGGGGAAACCAUGGCAGCUUCAAGGGGAGGUAACAGCGCAGAAGAGA